This is a messenger RNA of Pyrus x bretschneideri (Chinese white pear), 2008 nucleotides long. Its product is annotated as heat stress transcription factor A-3. The record is from RefSeq and is a predicted model, not a curated record. Bases 299 to 1900 code for a protein of 533 amino acids. Lineage: Eukaryota; Viridiplantae; Streptophyta; Magnoliopsida; Rosales; Rosaceae. Gene Ontology annotation, biological process: regulation of transcription by RNA polymerase II. Gene Ontology annotation, molecular function: RNA polymerase II cis-regulatory region sequence-specific DNA binding; DNA-binding transcription factor activity. The transcript has 2 exons. Gene Ontology annotation, cellular component: nucleus.
UCACUAGGUCGGUGCUGAAACGCUCUCAAAUUGCAGGGAGCCCCACAUGGAUCGGAGGUGGGAUGACCGAGAAGAUGACUGCGACAGUAAAAAAACCUCCACCGCCUUUGACCGCUCUCUCAGGAAUUUUACCGAACACCUAGUCGGCGUAACUAUUCGACCCCCUUAUAUGCCCACUCCCACGCUCCCCGAACCCCCCAUUUUCACCCACUCACCAGAACCCACCUCUCUCUCUCUCUCUCUCUCUCUCUCUCUCACCCAGUUCACUGCCAUUGACAAAGAGUGAGAAUUUCGUUCCAUGGACCCAAAAGACGAGAGCCACCCAAAUUCUCCGCCAAUUUCAGUUGGAUUCGACCCGGAAUCAAUUGGGUUGUCGGCAUUUCGAUCGGAAAUGCCGGAAUCGUUAAUGGGUUCUCAGUUGAUUCCUUCGUCCACUUCUCCUCUGAUGGAAUUCGAAGCCUUCUGUUCUGUAAACCCAUUGGGUGCUUUCGACUUCACUGAAAGUGUUUCAAUUCCGACGUCGUCUAUGGGCGGCGGCGAUGCGGAGGACGUGGUUGCUCCGCCGCGGCCUCUGGAAUGUCUGCAGGGCACUCCGGUGCCUCCGUUUCUGUCCAAGACUUUCGAUUUGGUAGAGGACCCAUCGCUCGACCCGAUCAUAUCGUGGGGCUCCAGCGGCGGCAGCUUCGUGGUGUGGGACCCAUUGGAGUUUUCCAGGCUCAUCUUGCCGAGGAACUUCAAGCACAACAAUUUCUCAAGUUUUGUGCGGCAGCUUAAUACUUAUGGGUUUCGCAAGGUUGACCCAGAUAAGUGGGAGUUUGCGAACGAAGCUUUUCAGAGGGGCCAAAGACAUUUGUUGAAGAGGAUCCAGAGACGCAAGUCACCUCAGUCUCUCCAAAUCGGGAGCUUUAUCGGGCCUUCCGCGGAAGAAGGAAAAUCUGGAGUGGAAGGUGAGAUAGAGAUGUUGCGGAAGGAGAGGAGUGUGUUAAUGCAGGAGUUGGUUGAAUUGCAGCAGCAGCACCGGGGCACAGUUGACCAUAUGAAGGUAGUGAAUCAGAGGCUUCAGUCAGCAGAGAAGAGACAGAAGCAGAUGUUUUCUUUCUUGGCCAAGAUGCUUCAGAACCCGGCAUUCGUAGCCCAACUUCAAAUAAAAACGGGAAAGGAAGAUAUAGGCCCUUCAAGGGUAAGGCGGAAAUUUGUUAAGCAUCAGCAGCAUGAACUCGGUAAAUCAGAUGCCGAUAUGGAAGGCCAGAUUGUGAAGUACCAGCCUGCUUGGAGAAACCGAACCACAUCCUCCACAGCCCUGGAUUCGAAUCCAGUUCCUUUUGAACAAUCUCCUGAUCAUCUUUCACAAGUUAUGACAGGAAAACUGGAUUUAGGUUCAGUAAGCACGCCAUUCCAAUUUGCGGAUCCUGCACUAGAUGAAUUAGCAGCAACACAAGGAUUUCUCAAAACACCAGAGCAAGAGGGUGAAGGGGCAUCAAGCAUGGCAACUGAAGAUCCUUUUUUCAAAGGGAAGAGUGUUCUGAGCCCACAACAAGAGGCUAAUCCGGAGUGUUAUGUCUCUUUCCAGGAGGAUUUGGCGAAUGAAAGGACUUUUCUGGAACUCUUUUCUCCAGGGAUGGAGAGCAUGAUCAAACAAGAAGACAUAUGGAGCAUGGGUUUUGGUGUCAGUGCUGGUAUGUCAAGUUCUAGCCAUGAGUUAUGGGGUAAUCCGGUCAACUAUGAUGUGCCAGAGAUGGGAGUCACGGGCGGAUUGUUAGAUGUCUGGGAUAUCGGUCCCCUGCAAGAAGCAGGAGGCUCAGGCAUUGAUAAGUCUCCAGCCCAUGAUUCUGCAUUUGAUGAGCCCGAGAGUUCAGCUGGCCAGCCGAAAGAAGAUGCAUCUAAAACUACUGAUCCAUAGGGCUGCAUUAGCUGCCCUUUCGGAUCCUAGUCAUUCUCAGUUGCAGGGGUCUAUUAUAUGGACAAUUAUGAAUGAUUAUAUUAAUUUGAUAUCAAAGUUUCAUUCUUU